AUGAAACUUUUCCACCUUUUCACUCUCACUCCAUUAAACAUUUCUCAUUCGCUUUAUUGCCCUCUUGGGCUGUCACAAACAAGUGUGGCCAACUCUGGGCCACGCCCAUACAAGCCCACACACGCCCAUUAUCCCGAAAUUUUCCAGGGGUUUCCUUCGUACUCCUCGAAGUACGGCAAUGUCUUCUGGCCACGCUGGCCAAUUUAA
Drosophila santomea is the source of this 207-nucleotide messenger RNA. RefSeq lists its product as uncharacterized. The transcript has a single exon. The coding region runs from base 1 to 207 and encodes 68 amino acids. The record is from RefSeq and is a predicted model, not a curated record. Lineage: Eukaryota; Metazoa; Arthropoda; Insecta; Diptera; Drosophilidae.